ACAAAAAUUGGUACGAGUUUUAUGUUAUUUUAUAUGGAAAUUGUUUGCACAAUGGCGACGAGUUAUUUAUCUGAAAACCAAGCUCCCCGCGAUUUUAGAGUGUCUUCUAUUGAGAGUGACGGUCACUACACAAAGUGCCCUCUUUGCUUUACUGUGAAACGAAACUUUUAUUGCGCAGAUUGUGUAAGAAAUGGAAAUUUUGUUCACUCAUCAUUGCCUUACUCAGACAGAUUUGCAGACAAACAAGCAAAGAUAAUGCGAUUAAAAGUUAAUCGACAACAUAUUUUGGACAUUUGUGAUAAGUUGCUGACACCUAAAUUAAAGAAAGAUGUACUAGUCACAGAAACUAAAAGAUCAAAGGAUAAGUUAGAACUUUUACGUUUAGCUAUUGAUCAACGGAGAAAUAAUGUUAAGGUGCUAAAAGAAAAACUGAUUGAAUUAGAAAAUAGUAAUAAAGAAUUGAGGCUUAAGUUACCUAGGUAUCAAAAAAGAGUUGCAAGUUUAGGAGAACAUGCACAGAAACAACAGUUUGAUGUACAGAAAAGGAUCAACACAUAUAAUGAACAAGCCCAAGACUUGGCUGAGUUACGCAGGUCUAGAAUACGGCAACUUAAUAGAUACAUUUUUCCUGUAUACAUAAGUUACGAUCCCAGUGAUAGUAUAGAAGAUAUGGAGUUUGUGGGUAAUGAUGCAGAGCAGGAGCCUCCGCCUAGACCUCAGCUCCAUAUUGUGGCUCCUUAUAUUGAUAUCGAUGGAGACGACUCACACAUUCAGAUCUCAGUGAAUCAAAACAAGGAGGCUUGUGUUGCAAGUGCUCCGUCGAUGGUUGCCGCGCACCGCGCUACGGCUGCAUUAGGUUUGUGUGCCCAGCUAACGGCCUUACUCGCCUGGACCCUUGACGUUAGGCUGCCGCAUGCAGUUUCGCUUAGUGAAUGUGUGGAGGCAUACAGUGGGUCCCGUCGUGGCGUGUGUCGUCGCCUGCGCCUGUCGGGCGGCGCGGUGUGCGCACGCGCACAAAUCCGUGCCGAACGCAGCGCGCGCGGUCUUGCGGCGUUGCAUGCUAUAGCCUUAGCCGCCGCCGCCGAUGAUCCUGCUAUUGGGAGAGUAGAGCCAUGGAGUAGGUCCGACAGUGUGCAAGCGCAGUGGGAGGAUUUGUGGGAAGAAGAGGGAAGGGAAGAGUGCGGUGGGGGCAGCGGAGGUGAGGAAGGGGAAGACGCAGAACCAGAACAUCUGCAUUGGCCGGAAAACGAGCAGGUGGAAGAAAUGAGCAGCACGCCUCCAGCGACCUCUCUCGUAACUUCGGCCAUUGCUUCCAUCUGGCGUGGCUGGAAGAAGUGACCUAUGAUCGUUCUUUAACGUUACUUAAGUGCUUAGUAUAUUUAAUUAAAUUACAUUUAUAAGAAUGCGCCUUGAAAAAAGUCAUUUACGUUUUAUUGCUUUGAAUAGAUAAUAAAAAAUUUAACGAAUUUAGUACUAAAUAACACACAAUUUUAAAAAAGAGGCGUUUUAUGUAAACGGGGAUUAUUUCACAGGGAUUUGAAUUUGGAAUGUUGAUUGUGAAAUAUAUAUCAAUCAAAGAGAUCGAUUGAAAACUUUACUGGCUGGCAAACCAAGCGUGCGCGUAUAUAAUAAAAAAGAAAAUUAAAAAACGCGGGUUUUUUUUGUUAAUCGGAUUUACAAUAAUACUUAAACGUAUCUGCCUCAAGAGAAGAAAUAUGAUUCUUCAUGAGUUGAGAUUACUUAUUUUCGUGUCGAGGUGAUGAUAUCAGGUGGUUCAACUGGGGUUUGCCACAUAUUAUUAUAAUAUAUGCAAAUUCCCUAUCAACCUGAUUUGCCAACCAUAAUUUGACAAAUAAUUUUUGAAGAUAUUAUUUGUAAUAAUAUAACAAAUUUUAAGAAAAUAUUUAAAUAAUCCAUAAUUCUUUUUUACACUUAUAUGUUAUUAAAAAGAACUAUUAAUUUGACAGUCAGAGAUUUGCUCGAUAUUGGUCACUUCAAUAAUGAAUUUAUACUUUUUUAGCAUGAAGUUGAUUUUGACAACAAUUUGAAACAAAAAACAAUACCGCAUUUCGUGUGAGUUGUUAAACAAUUCGCGUGUCUAUUAUAGAGAUGCCUUGAACACAAUCAAGCGAUGCGAGCCAUUAUUUUGUUUUUCGAAAGUUUUUUUUCCUAGUUUAACUAUUAAUAAAUGAAUCUGUGUUGCAUAAACCAUUUCGAGCUUUAAGAGCAGUAUUACAUUGUACGGUACAUACAGUAUAGAACAUUGUGAGGUAACCAGAAUAUCUCCUAUAUUUGACAAUGACAUUUCCUUUUUUGACACUAGACACAGAACACCCGAUAGAAUUAAAAAAAGA
Pieris brassicae (large cabbage white) is the source of this 2354-nucleotide messenger RNA. RefSeq names its product beclin 1-associated autophagy-related key regulator (gene Atg14). The record is from RefSeq and is a predicted model, not a curated record. Lineage: Eukaryota; Metazoa; Arthropoda; Insecta; Lepidoptera; Pieridae. Gene Ontology annotation, cellular component: extrinsic component of phagophore assembly site membrane; autophagosome; mitochondria-associated endoplasmic reticulum membrane contact site. Bases 22 to 1338 code for a protein of 438 amino acids. The transcript has 7 exons. Gene Ontology annotation, biological process: mitophagy; cellular response to starvation; autophagosome assembly.